AUGACCCAGAAUAACCCCAUCUUGUCACAGAUCAUAGCUUUGACUGGUAGCGCACAGACCCAAGACCUCGAUGAGCAAGCACGUUCAGAAGCACUCGAUGCUGCUCGGGGUUUAGUAGGAGCCCUGGAGUCACAUGUGUCACCUGUUGAGAGAAUUAUUCAGGAUGUAGUGAUGCAUUCCCAGCUUUGA
Penicillium robsamsonii is the source of this 189-nucleotide messenger RNA. Its product is annotated as O-methyltransferase family 2. Bases 1 to 189 code for a protein of 62 amino acids. The transcript is spliced from 2 exons. The record is from RefSeq and is a predicted model, not a curated record. Lineage: Eukaryota; Fungi; Ascomycota; Eurotiomycetes; Eurotiales; Aspergillaceae.